AUGUCAGUCGGCAAACUUCUCGGUGAAGCAUUAGUAAAACUGUCCAGAGCUGGGUUAGAGCCAUGCAAAAUCCAUCUAAUAGGCUUUUCACUUGGUGCACCGUUGAUGGGGUAUGCUGCCAGAGAGGUCCAAAAGACAGGUGAAAGUAUUGCCACAGUUAUAGGCCUGGACCCAGCACGUCCAUUGUUCGACGCGUUCUCUCUCCCUUGCCUGGACGCAGCGAGUGCGUCCUUCGUUGCGAUCAUCCACACAAACCCUGGAGCCUUGGGCACAGUGGAGAGUACAGGGACAGUGGAUAUCUGGUUCAACUGCAAAAGUCCUAUUCAGCCAGGCUGUAUUUCAGAUCAAUGCAGCCAUAGCCGCUCAUGGGAGUACUUUGUUGAAAUGUUAUCAAAGCCCAAUAAUAAUAAAUUCAUAGCCAGAAGAGCAAAAAGCUGUGAGACGUGGAGUGCCAAGGGUGAAACCAUCACAGUAGGAGACAAAAGUCAUUCCAAGUAA
Messenger RNA from Bicyclus anynana (squinting bush brown), 498 nucleotides. RefSeq names its product phospholipase A1-like. Bases 1 to 498 code for a protein of 165 amino acids. Lineage: Eukaryota; Metazoa; Arthropoda; Insecta; Lepidoptera; Nymphalidae. Gene Ontology annotation, molecular function: lipase activity. The record is from RefSeq and is a predicted model, not a curated record. The transcript is spliced from 4 exons.